Callorhinus ursinus (northern fur seal) is the source of this 3300-nucleotide messenger RNA. It is a transcript of the gene RPE, whose product is annotated as ribulose-5-phosphate-3-epimerase. NCBI's taxonomy places the organism in Eukaryota, Metazoa, Chordata, Mammalia, Carnivora, Otariidae. Gene Ontology annotation, biological process: carbohydrate metabolic process; pentose-phosphate shunt. Gene Ontology annotation, molecular function: D-ribulose-phosphate 3-epimerase activity. The record is from RefSeq and is a predicted model, not a curated record.
CACACACUGUGGGGCUCGAACUCCCAGCUCCGAGAAGGGCAAGAGUCACAUGCUCCACGGACUGAGCCAGCUGCUUCUGGCUUUAAAACCUCACUUCACAUUUACCACAGGAUGGAGUCCAGCCACUGAGCCUGGCUUUUGAUACCCUUAAUGUGACGCAGUCCACCUCCUGUUCUUUUCACACUCGCCAAGCUGAACACCACCACCUCUCCCCUUCUUUGAAUGUAACAUGCUUAUUUCUGCCUUUGCUUCAUUUCUUUUCCCAUCUUUACAAAUUCUGUUUGUUCUGUAAAUCUUGUGAUCUUCCCCCCCUUUAUUGUGCCAUAUUACUUACCUCAGGUUGCCCACUUGUUAUUGAUUAGCUUUUCUUGAGCAAUCCUCACAUAGGGUAAUACCUACAACUUCUAACCAAUAAAGCCCAGAGUUCAGUGGAUUAAUAUUAUAAAGUGUAGUUUUCAGUCAUGUCACAGUUGAGUGUGAAUGUUGUUCCGUGAAGAAAUUCAGGGACAUCGUCUGCUUCCAUCCUGUGACUCAGCCAUUCCUUAAGGGUUUCUCUACUGAUAGGAAAGUAAAGUGAGAGCAAAAAAGGGAUACUUCUUAACCUCCUGGGUUCUGCAGUGACACCCAUCACUUAAAUUUACAGGCUUUGGUGAGAACGAGUUGCACGGGCCACCUGGGCGUAUGGAGGGAGAGGGAGUUGGCUCUCACCAGCAGCUGUACCAGUAGGUCAUGGAUUCUGUCUCUUGCCUUAGCCGUCUCUUGCCAAUGAGAUGGUAAACUUUUCUGGAUUAUGAAGUGAGUGACUUCAGGAAGUUCUGUAUCCUGUGCUCUUCAGGUGGGGGAUGGAACAGCAUCUCCCUCAUAAGGCUGUUGUGAAGAUGAAAUGAAAGAAGGCAUUUUGUUCCCAACAUCACCUUUGGGCACCCUGUGGUAGAAAGCCUCCGAAAGCAGCUAGGCCAGGACCCUUUCUUUGAUAUGCACAUGAUGGUGUCCAGGCCGGAACAGUGGGUAAAACCAAUGGCUGUAGCGGGAGCCAAUCAAUACACCUUUCAUCUUGAGUCUACCGAGAACCCAGGGGCUUUGAUUAAAGACAUUCGGGAGAAUGGGAUGAAGGUUGGCCUUGCUAUCAAACCGGGAACUACAGUUGAGUAUUUGGCACCAUGGGCUAAUCAGAUAGAUAUGGCCUUGGUUAUGACAGUGGAACCUGGGUUUGGAGGGCAGAAAUUCAUGGAAGAUAUGAUGCCAAAGGUUCAUUGGUUGAGGACUCAGUUCCCAUCCUUGGACAUAGAAGUCGAUGGUGGAGUAGGUCCGGACACCAUCCAUAAAUGUGCAGAGGCAGGAGCUAACAUGAUUGUGUCUGGCAGUGCCAUUAUGAGGAGCGAUGACCCCAGAUCUGUGAUCAACCUGUUACGAAAUGUUUGCUCAGAAGCUGCUCAGAAACGUUCUCUUGAUCGAUGAAACCACAAGGAGUUGAUGCUCAUGAAAUCUUUUUACUGGAAGACAAGAAUAUUGACUAUCAAAUCCUAUCAUCACAGUUGAAGCAGUGCUGUUUUUCUGAGCAGCUAUUCAUUUCAGUGACUGAAAUCUAUUCUGCAGAAUGUUCCAAGAGGUUAGAAAUUGGUGUGUAUAACUACAUUUUUAGUGAUGGAAUUUAAAGAUUAGUGUGGCAAAAUAACCAUUUUUACUGGGACACUUGAUUUUUACAAAGUAAAAAUAUGGCUGUAUUAAGGUUGUAAACAAAAAUGUGUCUUAAAGCCUAAUGAAGGUGUACUAGUUACUACAAAGAAAUGGUUUUCUCUGCAUUUUAAAUCUUCUCGUUUCUUGGUUUUCCAAAGCAAAGGAAGUCCUUAUUCCUGUUCCGUGUGUCAUUUUUAAUUUGUGUGUGCGCAUGACAAUAUGAGUAGAAUGGAACUUGUGAAAAAUCUAAGUUUGAAUCAGGCUAGGAUGGCACACUGUAUUUUUGCUUCUUAAACAUCUAUUUUUUACUUUGCACCUUAUAUUUGAUACAUAAAAACAGCGUAUGAAGCCCAGGGAUUUCAGGUGGUCUUUUCUAAAGUACAAGUAUAGAUUUUUAUCGAGGUGUUUUCUUUGUUAGCUCUGCUGGAGGGGCAGGUUAUACAGUGAUCACCACCUGUCCCUUUUCCUUAACUCACCAUUCUUAAGAACAUGAAAUAAUACCGUGCUAGCUCUGAGAAGAGGAAAGGAAACAAAUUCAUUUGAGUUGAAUCUGAACACUUCUCCUUUCCAUCUAAUUUUACUUUAGCAAAUCAAAUCAACCAGUCUCUUUGCGUAUCUGUUAACUGAUUUAUACAUUGAAUGUAAUUAUAAUAACCAUGCAGGGUUAUGUUGAGCAUUAAAAGAAUCAUAUGCUAUAUGUAAAGCUUCUACUACUAUUCCCAGAUUUACAGACUUGAGGAUGCUCAAUACAAAGUAGCUGUCAUUUAUGUUCUGUAGCCUAUAAAGUACUUCAGUACAAGCUCAUUAAAUCCACAAAUCACUCUUACGAGUGGUAGGACAGGUACUUUUGUCCCCAUUUAAAAAAUGAAGAUACUAAAGCUCAGCAACGGGCUGGUUACCAUGGAAAGAAUCCAGUAGGGCACAGGAGUUCUGGUUUGUACUUUUUUUUUUUUUUUUUACAAAUGGAGCCCUUAGAAGGUAGAUUAGGCAAAGGAAGCCUCUUUUAUGUAACACUGUCUUACUUGCAAUCUAAUUUUACCAUGUAGCAGACCAGAUGGCUGAGGAUAUUCUGGAUACUAUGGAUUUGACCCCAAGGAUAGAUAUUAUAUUAAUCCAACAAAGACCAGGUAGGCCAAAAAGAUGACAAGGUACAGAGUUAAUCCGUAAACUAAAUAUUUAAAACUGUGUCCCAAAUUAUACUUCGACAAUAUGUAUCCGCAUUUCAUUCUUGCCACCACUCUUGCUACAUAAUACAUAUGGCAAGAAAUAAACAGACCAGUGUCAUUAAGCUUCUUUAGACUGCUAUGAGUUUUGAGAAAUAAGGUUUGAAAAAUAACAUUAACACUUCCGCGUAGACUAGAGCUUGCUUGUUUUUCUAUCCUACAAUGUAAAAUUCUGUCGGUUUUUAUUUUGACUUAGGAAAGGUUUGUGCCAUGAAUAGGUGGUGUUUAAUCAGAUCAGACAACACAAGGCAUAUAGAAAUAACUUUAAUUAAAAAACUUACAUAGAAGAUUAUAAUGUCAGACAUGACAGAAAGAUUUGAGCUUAUUUGCCUAGACAACUUGGAUUUGUCUGGCUUUUUUCUUCUUUAAAAAUAAAUGUACAGUAAAACUACAAGCAAAA